Molecule: messenger RNA, 927 nt
Organism: Raphanus sativus (radish)
Lineage: Eukaryota; Viridiplantae; Streptophyta; Magnoliopsida; Brassicales; Brassicaceae
Product: ras-related protein RABF1
Exons: 8
Coding region: 142-750 (202 amino acids)
Molecular function (GO): GTPase activity; GTP binding
Source: RefSeq, a predicted model, not a curated record
UUAAAAUAAAACUUGGAUAAUCGGUUGGCAAAGUCAAGGACGAUCCUUCUUCUUCCUCGACUCGCUGCCAUCAACCUCCAAAACUUGGAUACGAUCUCUCAGCUCUAUAAUCUCAUCAAAUUCUCUAUAUAGAGAUAAGCUAUGGGAUGUGCUGCUUCUCUUCCAGGCAAGAACUCUGGAGCUUUAAACGGUCUUACCAGCUCAGAGAAUGCAGCUCCAGCAGAUGCUAAGAAUCUACGCGUGAAGUUAGUUCUAUUAGGAGAUUCUGGUGUGGGUAAAAGUUGUAUUGUCCUCCAGUUUGUCCGUGGUCAAUUUGACGCAACAUCUAAGGUAACUGUUGGAGCUUCAUUCUUGUCCCAAACAAUAACCUUGCAAGACUCUACCACAGUGAAGUUUGAAAUAUGGGAUACAGCAGGGCAAGAGAGGUAUUCUGCGCUUGCUCCACUAUACUACCGUGGAGCUGGAGUUGCUGUUAUUGUGUAUGAUAUUACAAGCCCUGAGUCGUUCAAGAAAGCUCAGUAUUGGGUUAAGGAACUGCAGAAGCAUGGAAGCCCAGACAUUGUGAUGGCUUUGGUUGGUAACAAAGCUGAUCUGCAUGAAAAAAGAGAAGUACUCUCCGAGGAUGGUAUGGAGCUUGCGGAGAAGAACGGCAUGUUCUUUAUUGAAACGUCAGCUAAGACGGCAGAUAACAUAAAUGAACUGUUUGAGGAAAUUGGAAAGAGGCUACCUCGUCCCUCUCAACCAUCAUGAUUCGGAGUGUUUGGAUCAUCCCCAUCUUCAGCGAAAAGACCUUUCUCCUGGUUACUAAUCUACUUUCAUGUAAUGUUACUAAACGGUAUUUCUAUAUAUGUUAAAAGUGUGUUGUGUAAUGUGAAGAUUUGAGAAGCCAAACUAAAUUUUAAGCAAUGAUGGGGGAUGAUUAUCACA